AUGGCCAACGGCUCGAUCGCCAGGGACAAGGAGUUUCGCGAUCAGUUGGGCAAAUUCCGUCUCGAGUCCGUCGUUACUCCGCUUCCUCCUCUCCGUUCGUCUUCUUCUUCGUCCCAGUCACAGUCACAGUUGCAGCCUCGAUCCGUGCCUCCUCUUUUUCCGUCGCCCAACUCCGCCGCCAGUGUCGCUUCCCCGCUGCAGCCUUCUCACGGCACCCGCCCCAAACGCGUCUCCACCGCGUGUGAUUUUUGUCGCAAACGCAAGAAAAAAUGCGAUUUCCGAUAUCCCAAUUGUUCUGCGUGUACUCGCGCCGGUGUCCGAUGUACUGUUCCACCACCUGGCCCGCAGAUCGCCAGCGCCUCCGUCCCUCGCGACCAGCUUGAGAAUCUUCAGAAACGAGUAGAAUGGUUAGAAGAUGUCCUCCGACGGAAGACAGGGCUAUCGGUGGCCGAGCUACCAACGGGGAGCAAUGUGGAUGGGGAAGGCGAUCCGGAUUGGUGGUACCAGGUGCCCGCCAUAAUGGCCAAAUAUAGCACUCGACACUCCAUCGGUGCGGGCAGUGCUACGACGUCAAGUCCUGCCGGUAGCGGGCGAGGGUCCUCGACCGGUCCGCCAGCAUCGGAAACGUCGGGGUUUGGAACGGAGUUGCCCAAUGUAGGGGAGAUUUUUCGCGACCAGCUUGAGCACCGUCGGCCGUCGGUCGCACGCCCGACAGUGUCGGCCCCGCGCGUCGUCCGUUUACCGUCCUUGGAAGAGGCGGAGCGAAUAGCAAGCAAUUACUUUGACAGCAUGGGUUACCAGUAUCCUUUCUUGUCGCGACCGGACUUUAUGGCGCUUCUACGACACAUCUACGCGGGCGGAGUACCGACUCCGGAAGAUCACUACUCCUACCAUAUCACGAUAGCAAUUGCGCUGUUGAUCGGAUCGGCGGACGACGCGCAGAUCAGCGAGUUCUAUCGCGCUAGUCAGCAGACACUCUCGCUGGCCUUGCAGAACGAGGACCUGGCCGCAGUGCGGGCAUUGCUGAGCCUGGCGCUAUAUACAAUGUUUGCGACCACCGGCCCCAGCGUGUGGCAUGUUCUGGGGACGGCCAUGCGACUGGCAACUAGUCUUGGUCUUCACAAGAUGCGGUCCUCUGCUAGUCUGAUGGAGGAGGAAAUGGCCAAGCGGGCGUUCUGGAGUCUGUAUAAUCUCGACCGGUUGAUUGCAUCAACACUGGGGCGACCGUUGGGGAUCGCUGAUGAGGAUAUCAGCGUGGGUUUGCCCCGGGAGUUUAACGAUGACUGGACAGAAGUGCCAGGAGGCAGUACCAUGACCAUUCCGGUUCAGGUGGUUAAGCUGCGCCGCCUGUUCUCCCGGAUCUAUCGUUACUUAUACAACAAUCAACCGCCUCCUGAUCCUCAAGAAGUUUCGAUGAUGCUGGUACAAUUCCGGCAAGAGCUUGAUGACUGGCGGACGGCCGCGCCUGUGUAUCCGCCUGCACUAUUGUACUCGACCAGCUACUACGAUUAUCUCUACUACACUACUCUACUUUUGAUGUACCGGCCCAGUCCGAGGAAUCCCACCCCUGACGCCAUUAGCAUUGUUAGCUGUGGCGACUCCAGCAUUCAGGUCAUUCGAUCGUACUGGGACAGCUAUUCGGUGGGCAAGAUCAAGUGGAUCUGGCUCACGCUGAGCCAGACAUAUUUCGCUGGAAUCACCAUUCUCUGGUGUUUAGAACAAAAUUCACGAGCCUUUCGCGAUGGACGACCGCCCUUGUGGCAGCCGGAUGAGCAGAUGAUGCGCCGGGCCAUCCAAGCGGUGAUUGUGCUGCUGGAGGAGUUUGGUAAACGACGGCCGGGAGUGGAAAGACUCGCGGAGACUUUUCGGUGUCAAAGCUCGAUGAUUUUCAGCCAAAUGCCAUAUCAGCAGCAACACAGGCAGCAACACCCGCAGCAGGAAACACCCUAUCCCCAACCACAGCCACCUCCUCCCCCUACCCCACCGUCUUCGCUGCCAGCCAUCCCACCGCCGCCGGUGCCACUGGCGCCGAUGCUGGAUGAUGUGUUGCUGGUUGAUGGGAUACCCCGGCAGAUUGACCCUCAAUUGGCAGAGCAACUGUUUUACUCCUAUGAUUGGUUUCAGGAGGAGAUGGCGACAUAUUAUACCCUAUAG
Messenger RNA from Aspergillus pseudoviridinutans, 2154 nucleotides. RefSeq names its product putative C6 transcription factor. The transcript has 2 exons. NCBI's taxonomy places the organism in Eukaryota, Fungi, Ascomycota, Eurotiomycetes, Eurotiales, Aspergillaceae. Gene Ontology annotation, biological process: positive regulation of transcription by RNA polymerase II; DNA-templated transcription. Bases 1 to 2154 code for a protein of 717 amino acids. Gene Ontology annotation, molecular function: DNA-binding transcription factor activity, RNA polymerase II-specific; sequence-specific DNA binding; zinc ion binding. The record is from RefSeq and is a predicted model, not a curated record.